Hirundo rustica (Barn swallow) is the source of this 1784-nucleotide messenger RNA. It is a transcript of the gene ATXN7L3, whose product is annotated as ataxin 7 like 3. The record is from RefSeq and is a predicted model, not a curated record. Gene Ontology annotation, biological process: positive regulation of DNA-templated transcription; regulation of transcription by RNA polymerase II. The transcript has 13 exons. Gene Ontology annotation, cellular component: SAGA complex; DUBm complex. Bases 91 to 1113 code for a protein of 340 amino acids. Gene Ontology annotation, molecular function: transcription coactivator activity. NCBI's taxonomy places the organism in Eukaryota, Metazoa, Chordata, Aves, Passeriformes, Hirundinidae.
CCCCGCCCCGGCCCCCGGCGGACCCUCCGCGCCGCCCCCCUUGUCCCGUGCUAUGAGCGUUCGGCGUGACUUCUCCUCAAGCAGCUGCAAAUGAAAAUGGAGGAUAUGUCUUUGUCUGGCCUGGAUAACAGCAAACUGGAGGCCAUCGCACACGAGAUCUACACGGAGCUGGUGGAGGAUGCCUGCCUGGGGCUCUGCUUCGAGGUGCACCGGGCUGUCAAGUGCGGGUAUUUUUUCCUGGAUGACACAGACCCCGACAGCAUGAAGGACUUUGAGAUCGUGGACCAGCCGGGCGUGGACAUCUUCGGGCAGGUGUACAACCAGUGGAAGAACAAGGAGUGCGUGUGCCCCAACUGCAGCCGCAGCAUCGCCGCCUCCCGCUUCGCCCCUCACCUGGAGAAGUGCCUGGGCAUGGGCCGCAACAGCAGCCGCAUCGCCAACCGCAGGAUCGCGAGCAGCAACAACCUGAACAAGUCAGAGAGCGACCAGGAGGACAACGAUGACAUCAAUGACAACGACUGGUCCUACGGCUCGGAGAAGAAAGCAAAGAAGAGGAAAUCGGAUAAGAACCCCAACUCGCCCCGCAGGUCCAAGUCCCUGAAACACAAAAAUGGUGAGAUCGGCGGGAACCCCGAUCCCUUCAAGUACAGCAACUCGGCUGGCAUCAACUACGAGACGCUGGGCCCCGAGGAGCUGCGGACGCUGCUCACCACGCAAUGCGGGGUCAUCUCCGAACACACCAAGAAGAUGUGCACCAGGUCGCUGCGGUGUCCCCAGCACACGGAUGAGCAGCGCAGAGCAGUCCGUGUUUACCUCCUCGGGCCCUCGGCGUCCCUGCCCGAGGCCGAGGGCAGCGUGGAGAACGACAGCUUCGAGGUGGCCGAGAGCCAGGCCCUCAUGAGCCGCCUGCAGUGGGACGGCUCCUCCGACAUCUCCCCCUCCGACUCGGCCUCCUCCAAAGCCAGUACAAACAACUCCGAGUCCCGCAAGACCAAGAAGAAGAAGCCCCACUUGGGGCUGGUGAGCAGCGCUCCAGGACUCGGCUCCAGCAAGAAGAAGAAGCCCAAGCCCCCAGCCCCUCACACCCCCAGCAUCUACGACGACAUCAACUGAGCCCCGCGGAGCUGGGGAGGGGCAGGACGGACAGAGGGACGGACAGAGCCCAGGACAGAGCCCAGGACAGCCCCCGGGCCGGACACACCACGGGUACCGGAGCACGGAGGACUCGACCAUCACUGGAGUGGGGCUGGAUUUGGGGAGCCCCCGUUAGUGCCCCCCCUUUUCGUCCCCCCUGCCCCGGUGCCUCUAUUUAUUCUGUGACAGUUUUUGUACUGGGGCUCCCGUCGGGGCGUCUCCCUUGGACAUGGGGGUACAGCCCCCCCCUCUUCCCUCCCAGCACCCCCCCAAAGCCAGCUGUGCCCCCCACACCCGCUCCUCACUUACCCCAUGGGGUGGGGGGCACCUGGACACCCCGGGCAGGUCCUGGCCUGGGUCAGGGGGUCGUGAAUCCCCCCUGCCCUGGGGUUUUUGGGGUGAGCCCUCCACUCUGGGGCUUCCCCAUCUCCCUGCUCCGGGCUGGCACUCGCUGGUCGGGCUGGCUCAGGAGGAGGGGGUCACACUGGAGGGGGCGUUUCCCACUCAGAGGACAAGUGGGGCACCCUCUCUCUCCCCCGAAUCUGUUGGGCUGUGCCUGCAUUCAGCUGUUGGGGGUCUUGGGAGCCUGGCAGUGCCCACAGCGGGGUCACAGGGGGCUGCAUGCUGCAUCCUUCAUGUUUGGGGGUGGG